Molecule: messenger RNA, 1329 nt
Organism: Impatiens glandulifera
Lineage: Eukaryota; Viridiplantae; Streptophyta; Magnoliopsida; Ericales; Balsaminaceae
Product: ultraviolet-B receptor UVR8
Exons: 7
Coding region: 49-1221 (390 amino acids)
Source: RefSeq, a predicted model, not a curated record
UUAAAUCAAACAAUCUAUGAGAGAGAGAGAAGAGACGCAAACUGAACCAUGGAAGAAAACAGAAAAGUGAAAACAGGGGAAGAAGAAGAAGAAGAAGUGUGGAGUUGGGGAGCAGGAACAGAAGGUCAACUGGGAACAGGAAGGCUUCAAGAUGAAUACCUCCCUCAACUACUUCCUCGUUCUUUUUCCUCCAUCGGCCCAAUCUCUCUCCUCUCCUGUGGCGGCGCCCACGUCGUUGCUCUAAUCUCCGGUGGAAAAGUGAUGACAUGGGGAAGGGGUAGCUCAGGUGAGUUAGGUCAUGGAGAAUUGGCUCAAAGCCUUCAGCCAAAGUCUGUGGAAGCAUUGUCAAGCUCCAUCAUCACUCACGUAUCUGCUGGAUGGAACCAUUCUGCAUUCGUUUCAGACACUGGAUCCCUUUUCACAUGUGGAGAUGGGUCAUUUGGUCAGCUUGGACAUGGUGAUUACAAGUCAUGUAGCUAUCCUACUCAAGUCUCCUUCCUAGCCUCAAAGCAUGUUCAUCAGGUAGCUUGUGGCAUGCGCCAUUCUCUGGUCUUGCUUAAAGGUCAAGUUUAUGGGUUUGGGUCUGGUAAACGUGGUCAAUUGGGUAUCUCAAAGGACAAGGUUCGAUUUGUAAACCUACCUCAACCUACUAUUGGAUUGGAAGAUGUUGAAAUCGUUAAUGUUCAAGCAAAUGGAGAUCAUAGUGCUGCGUUGUCUAAUGAUGGCCAUUUCUACACGUGGGGGAGAAGCUUCGUUAAAGGUGAUUCUGAUUCCUACAUUCCCCAAUGUUUGAGGACAACAGCACCAUUAAUGUCAUUUACAGAGGCAGCACUUGGAUGGAAUCAUGCUUUGCUUCUAUCAGGUGACGGUAGUUUGUAUAGUCUUGGAGAGUACCUCGGUCAAGGAAUGAUGCCCAUGAAGGAUUCACCCGAGUAUUCAAACAAUACAUUCACAGUUAAAGAUGUUGAUCUUAAUGGGACAAAGGUUCUGCAUGUUGCAGCAGGAGCUGAACACUCGGCUUUGGUGACAGAGUUUGGAGCAGUUAUGACAUGGGGAUGGGGUGAACAUGGCCAGCUUGGUUUUGGGAGCACUGACGAUCAAGCAAGUCCGAAGAUGAUUAUUCUUCCUUGUACAUUUUCUGAUACAGUUGCGAAAUCUCGAGUAUACUGUGGAAGCGGGUUCACAUUUUUUAUUCGCGGAAAAUUGCCUUUAAAUUCUUGAAUGUGUGACUAAUUUUUGUUAUAUUAUUUCUAUUGUCAGUCUCUUGUAACACCAAACAAAUGAUAAAUUUAUUUUAUGUAUAAAUUGAAGAGACGAUCAUUUUCUGUA